GGUGCUGUGCGGUGCGGUGCGGUGCUGGGGCCUCCUCCCCGGUGGAGGAGGAGGAGGAGGAGAAGGGCCGGGCGGUCGUCUGGCGGCGGCGUUGGGCUGAGGAAAGGCCCCGGCUCCCGGGCGGGCCCGGUCCGGCCUGUGGGUCCCCGGGCGGCGAAGUGGCCAUGAGGUUGGCAGGCCCCCUCCGGAUUGUGGUCAUCGUCCUCACGGCUGGGCUCGUCUGGAUCCUGGUCAGCAUCUUGCUGGGGACCCAGAGUGGUUUGUCACGCAUCCAGCAACUCCUUGCCAAUCCCGAGAACCCACCCUCGGCAGUGUCAGGAAAGGGAAGCUCUGAGUGGCCCCCCCAACCCAGCCCGGCCUCGGCCAAGACUAGCAGCAGCAGCAGCGACGGCGGCAGCCGCGGACGCGACAAGCCCAGACCCAGGAAAUACAAGUGCGGCCUGCCCCAGCCCUGUCCUGAGCAGCAUUUUGCCUUCCGGAUGGUCAGCGGAGCCGCCAACGUCAUUGGCCCCAAGAUCUGCCUCGAAGAUAGAAUGUUAAUGAGCAGUGUAAAGAACAAUGUAGGGCGGGGGCUGAACAUCGCCCUGGUGAAUGGGGUCAACGGGGAGCUCAUCGAUGCCAAGUUCUUUGACAUGUGGGCCGGAGAUGUCAAUGAUCUGCUGAAAUUCAUCCGGCCGCUCCACGAGGGGACCCUGGUCUUCGUCGCUUCCUAUGACGACCCAGCAACCAAGAUGAACGAGGAAACGAGGAAAAUCUUCAGUGAGUUGGGUAGCACCAACAUCAAGGAACUAGCCUUCCGGGACAGUUGGGUAUUUGUGGGGGCCAAAGGAGUCCAGGAUAAAAGCCCAUUUGAGCAGCACGUGAAGAACAGCAAGAGCUCCAACAAGUACGAGGGGUGGCCGGAGGCUCUGGAGAUGGAAGGCUGCAUCCCCCAGAGGACGGCCAUCGUGCAGUGAGCCGUGCCGGACGGAAACCUCCGGAGUCCUCCCUCACGUUGGGCCUUAGCUCCCGCGCCCCUCCCUCCCCAGCCCCCCAGAGGUCACGGGGACGCGGUGCUUCCCUCCCUCCGCUUCCUCUCGGCUGCGGGACCGAGGAGAGCGUCUUCGCUGCUAGCCCGCCCUCCCUCCCGUCCUGCCCUCUGUAAGGACCGGGGCUCUGGACCUUGGGGUGUGGUCUCGUUGGAAGGAAGGGUUAGUAGAGGCAGGCCGUACCCUGUGUCUGGGCCCACCUCGCCAGCCCCCGAGGAAGGCUGGAGGCAGGCUCAGGCCCGGCUCUAUUUCUCUUUCGAUUUUCACUGCACAGCGAGUGCCGAGCCCCGUCUGCCUCUCCUUAUUUAUUUGGCCUUUCCGGUGCCUCCGUUCCCUUUCGGAGAUGGAGGCGCGGGGUGGGGACACGUCCGCCCUGGGGUCUCCGGAGAAGUCCGACUUCCGUGGUUCGUCCCUCGGGUGAUGCUGGGAAAAUGGGCAAUAAAACCCUUUCCUGUAGUCUUCUCCUCUCCUCCCCGCCCCCUUCCUUCCCAGUGCCUUACUUCCUGUGGGAGCUCUUAGCACCUUCUUAGACCAAAAUCAAGUGACUUUGGCUCUGAGGGACUGAAUGUAAAAGAAGCCCUGGGGAGGGUGAGGUCAGGGGAGGAGGGUGGCCUUUAACAGACCUUGAUCUAGGGUGGCCUUUAACAGACCUUGAUCUUCUCACUUAUGGGUCUUUUUCUAAAGGCCAAGACAAGCUGGGUUUUGCUUCUGAGAGAUACAUGAUUUGGCCAUUUUUGCUCAUUAUCCCUUUCCCUUCCAACUUCCUGGACUUCUCAGCUGCAAUGUUGGGGUCUGAGCCGCCCCCUCCCCAGUUCCCACCCCCGAAGACUUCGGUGGCCCUCCCGGUAAAUUUUUCCCAGGCAGUUUCUCGACUUCCUUUCACCCUUGUGGGGUUCCGAUUUUCCUUCAGUUUUAUUGGAGACUUUGCCGGCAGCCCCCUUCUGUUCCUUCCCGACCAGAAUCCUCGAGGGCCGUUCCUCCCCUCCCUGCUCACCUCCGGCAAGGGGGUGGGUGGGAUGGAGGCCAUUUGGGGGCCCUCACCGGGGCCGAGGCCCGCUCGACUGGAUCGGGGGCCAGAGAGGGAAUCGCGAGGGUGAAUUUGAAUGGGUUUGCUCUCGGAAUCACAUUAAAGGCUUUUAAAUUUUUUAAUCUAAUCUCCACGGAAAAUUCUGGGAGGCCGGGGUGGUUUAUGUCCCAUAUCUGUCAGGUCUUGUUGGCUAAGGGUCUUUCCUGAAGUUCUUCAAAAACAUUUGUCCCACAUGAUCUUUUAAUAAACAGAGUACCCAGCUCA
Messenger RNA from Ornithorhynchus anatinus (platypus), 2319 nucleotides. RefSeq names its product FAM3 metabolism regulating signaling molecule A (gene FAM3A). NCBI's taxonomy places the organism in Eukaryota, Metazoa, Chordata, Mammalia, Monotremata, Ornithorhynchidae. The record is from RefSeq and is a predicted model, not a curated record. Bases 165 to 956 code for a protein of 263 amino acids. The transcript is spliced from 10 exons.